AUGGCAGCGCCUGCGGCGGAGGGGGCGGCCGUGUCUGCCGCGGCGGCGCUGCGAGCCGUGCUGGCGCGGGCGGGGAUGGCGGCGGAGCGGUCGGGGCGCGCUGCGGAGGCGGUCCGAGUUGUGGCGGUGGGGAAGACCAAGCCAGUUUCGAUGCUGCGGCAGCUCUACGACGCGGGCCACCGCUGCUUCGGCGAGAACUACGUGCAGGAGUUCGUAACCAAGGCCCCCCAGCUUCCGGAAGAUGUCCGGUGGCAUUUUAUCGGGCACCUGCAGAGCAACAAAGUGAAACCGCUGUUAGUUGCUGUUCCAAAUCUUGAUAUGGUUGAGGGUGUAGAUAAUGAAAAGAUUGCUAACCACCUAGAUCGAGCUGUCAACAGUUUGGGAAGGGAGCCUUUGAAAGUUUUGGUUCAAGUGAACACUAGUGGAGAAGAAUCUAAAUCUGGAAUUGACCCCUCCAGAUGUGUCGACCUUGCUAAGCAUGUGAAACUAGCAUGCCCACACCUAAUAUUUUCAGGUCUGAUGACAAUAGGAAUGAAAGACUACUCGUCAACACCAGAAAAUUUUAAGGCAUUGGUGAAUUGUAAGCUUGAAGUUUGCAAGGCCCUUGACAUACCAGCAGAACAGUUUGAACUCUCCAUGGGAAUGUCUGGUGACUUUGAGCAAGCGAUUGAAAUGGGUAGCACGAAUGUGAGGAUUGGAUCAACCAUUUUUGGACCAAGGGAGUAUCCAAACAAAAAGCAGAACUAG
Messenger RNA from Miscanthus lutarioriparius, 747 nucleotides. The record is from the annotation of a GenBank genome assembly. Lineage: Eukaryota; Viridiplantae; Streptophyta; Magnoliopsida; Poales; Poaceae.